AAAGAACUCAGAUGGUCAAAAAUGCAAUGGCGCGUUCAGUUCAAAACAACUUUAGCUUAACGUAGCGCGAUACAAAGUCCAAGUAUUUCACUCAGCUCACAUUUGAAGCCACGUCGGUCCCGUUUCAUGUAAGAAAUGGAGGAAGUUGUGAUGGAAUCCGCUGAUUUUUCUGGCUGUCAAGCUGAGCUCGAGGUAGCAGAAGCUUGGGAAACUGUCACAGCAGCUCUGAUGUUUCCGGGCUGCGGGCCUGAAGAUGGGAAGCUGUCGAUGUGCCUGCAGGUGUUGUGCGCUCAGGGUGCCGCAGAGCUCCUGGCCAGUUGGCUGCUGGAGACACUGCAGAUGCGCUUAUCGUCUACCGUGGUUCCCGAGUUUUGGUGCAGACUCAAGCAGGUGGAGAAGGAAGAGGAGGAGAAGGGUCGCAUCCGGAUUCUCCUCACUGCUUUCCAGGCUCUGCUGGAAAGCCUGCGGCCUUUUCUAGUGGCUUUGGAGCGGCUGGGGGCAUGGCAGGACAAGGGCCUGGAAGGUCUGGGCGGGCCCGGGACGCCUGGCCUCCGGCAGCGCGCCUUCACCAUCAUAAGGGGCCUCCUCCUCUUUCCGCCCUCGCAGCUUCUCCAAGAACGAGUGCUGGACUUCUACAGCAGGACCUUCUCUAUCUACAUCAAGCACCAGGGCCGCGUUCAGGGCCCCGAUGGGGGCGUCUGCGGUGGCUGCGGGGUCCCUGUCGAAGAGUGUUGGUGUCAGGAGGCUCUCCGGCACGUGCUGGAACUCAGCCGCGUUCUCUCCACGUUGGAGCUUCAGGAGUGGGUGAGCUGCGACGCCGUCACGGCCAUCCUUCACAAACUCAUCGAGCAGUGGCUUGAGCAACACUGCCGGGGAGAGUUCGAGAGAUCCUUCCUGGACGAGUUUCAGGAGUGGUUGGAGCUGGUGGUAGGCUGGCUGGGUCAGGUGUUUUCUGGCCAGGAGGCCGGCGACGGCACAGCUGGCUCGGUGCUGAAGCAAUGGCGCUGUCACAUGCAUCAGUUCUUCUGCAGGAUCUACGUCAACAUGCGCAUCGAAGAGUUGUUCAGUAUCAUCAGAGACUUCCCGGAAUCUAAAGCGGCAAUCCAAGAUCUCAAGUUCUGCUUGGAAAGAACUAACCAACGCCAGCAGCUCCUCACUUCACUCAAGUCCACUUUUGAGAAUCGCCUGCUGCACCCUGGUGUCCACACGUCGGACAUCCUUACCGUUUACAUCUCGGCCAUCAAGACCCUCCGAGAGUUGGACCCGUCCAUGGUGGUUUUGCAGGUCGCCUGCCAGCCCAUCAGGAAGUACCUCAGGACUCGCGAUGACACGGUGCGCCAGAUCGUGGAUGGCCUGACGGGCGACGCGGUGACCGGCUGCGCCGAACUGGCUUCGGAGCUUUCCCGAGGCGACCCGGUCACCCUGGAGAUGCAGGACAGCGACGAGGAAGGUGGCGACCCCGAGGGCUGGGCCCCGGACCCCACCGACGCUGUGGCUGAUAAGUCGGGCUCUAAGCGGCGCUCUUCGGACAUCAUCAGCUUGCUGGUGAGCAUCUACGGCAGCAAGGACAUCUUCAUCAACGAGUAUCGCACCGUGCUGGCUGACAGGCUGCUUCAAAUGCCCAACUACCACACCGCCAGGGAAAUUCGGAACGUGGAGCUGCUGAAACUUCGCUUCGGCGAGUCCCACAUGCACUAUUGUGAGGUCAUGCUCAAGGACAUGGAUGACUCGCGCCGUAUCAACGGCAACAUUUGCGAGGAGGAGGAUGAGGCGGAGUCACAGGAAGAAGGGGUGGAGUCCGCGCCUGCCCCUUGGCUGUCGGCCAUCAUCUUUUCGUCAGAGUUUUGGCCGAAGCUCAAGGAGGAGAAGAUGGAGAUGCCACCGCUGGUGCAACACGCAACUGAAGCUUACACACGCCGAUAUGAGAAGCUCAAGGCCAUGAGGACACUGAGCUGGAAGCCUCAACUGGGCUCGGUCACGCUGGACGUGGAACUGGAAGACCGCACCGUUAGCAAUGUUAAUGCGUCACCCCUGCAAGCCGCCAUCAUCCUCCUCUUCCAAGACAAAAGCAACUGGAGUGCGGAGGAGCUGAGCGCCGAGCUGGGCGUGGCCACGGAAGCGGUGAACCGGAAGUUGGCGCUGUGGCAGCAGUUGGGAGUCCUGCGCGAAGAGGGCGGCGGCCGCUACGCCGUGCAGGAGAGGGCGGCCGCCUGCAAGGACAAGGCGGAGCGCGGCGGUGGUGGCGCCAUGGUAGUGGUAGACAGCGACGACGAGCGAGACUCUAACAUCGCCAUGCAGACACAGCAAAGGGAGGAGAAGAUGCAGCUGUUCUGGGCGUACGUGCAGGCCAUGCUGACCAACUUGGAAUGCAUGACGUUGGAGCGCAUCCACUCUUUGCUGCGGUUGUUUGUGGCCACGGGGCCCGUCGUCACAGAGAUGGACGUGAGCGAGCUGGAGGCCUUCCUCCAGCGGAAGGUGGCCGAGCACCAGCUUCUCAUGUCCUCUGGAGUCUACCGGCUGCCCAAGAAUGCCUGAGCCGCCGCUGCCUAGAAAGGAGACGCCGGCGACAGUGCGCUGUCACGCUUUCCAAAAGUGCUCAAAGAUCAACUCCUACAACAUUUCCAGGUACGGGAGCUAAUCCAGAAAGCGGGAAAUUUCUGAAACCAGUUCAGAUUGAACUCUUUUGAACGUCAAUGUUGACUGUAUUCCUAGCGGUUAGCUAGUUGAAACCAUUCUGCAUUUAAGUCUUUGUGUGUCAAUCUGAGGGUAUUCUGGGCAGUUAGUAUAAAGCUAAUGUGAGCAAUUAGCUAGCUGGAACCAUCUUGGAUUUAAGACUUUAUUCAUGUGGUUGCUAGGCAACAGUUAGUUUGAAAAAAAUAAUAAGCCACAGGGUCACAAGUUUGUGGCACAGUAAGUGCAAAUAAAAAAACUUGUUCAUCUUUCUUUGUUCACGAGUCCAUGAAGAACAGAGCUGGCGCCACCUUCAGGUCCAUUUUAUCCUCUUUGGCACCAGUGAGGCUUUUAGUUGGCAAUGUGACACAC
Corythoichthys intestinalis (scribbled pipefish) is the source of this 3042-nucleotide messenger RNA. RefSeq names its product anaphase promoting complex subunit 2 (gene anapc2). NCBI's taxonomy places the organism in Eukaryota, Metazoa, Chordata, Actinopteri, Syngnathiformes, Syngnathidae. The coding region runs from base 136 to 2535 and encodes 799 amino acids. The transcript is spliced from 14 exons. The record is from RefSeq and is a predicted model, not a curated record. Gene Ontology annotation, biological process: protein K11-linked ubiquitination; metaphase/anaphase transition of mitotic cell cycle; ubiquitin-dependent protein catabolic process. Gene Ontology annotation, molecular function: ubiquitin protein ligase binding. Gene Ontology annotation, cellular component: anaphase-promoting complex.